AUGAGCUCCGCCGUACCAAAAAAGGCCGCUGACAUGCACAAGUACCUGAAACAGUCUCUCGAGACCCUGUUCAAGAACAACCGGGACUGGGCUUCCUCCAAGAGGAGCUCGGAUCCGACGUUCUUCGACAAGCUUGCCGAUGGACAGGCACCAAACUAUCUCUACAUUGGUUGCAGUGAUAGCCGCGUCCCUGCCAACGAGAUUCUGGGUCUCGGGGCCGGCGAAGUCUUUGUGCAUCGCAACAUCGCCAAUCUCGUCCCCAAUACCGAUCUCAGUGCCAUGUCUGUGAUCAACUACGCGGUAAGACAUCUACAUGUCAAGCACAUCAUCGUCUGUGGCCACUAUAACUGUGGAGGCGUCAAGGCGGCUCUGACCCCUGCGGACUUGGGGCUUUUGAACCCUUGGCUGCGGAACAUCCGUGAUGUUUAUCGCUUGCAUGAGAAGGAGUUGGAUCAGAUUGCGGAUGAGAGCGCGCGGUACAACCGACUCAUUGAAUUGAACGUCAUCGAGUCCUGCCGCAACGUCAUCAAGACUGCUGCCGUUCAGCAGAGCUUCCAGCAGCACGGAUAUCCCAUUGUUCACGGCCUCGUCUUUGAUCUUCAUGACGGUCUGCUGAAGGAUCUUCACGUCGACUUCGAGAAGACCUUGGAGGACGUGAAGAAGAUUUACUGCCUUUCUCCUUCAGCCCAGUCGGAAGACAAGGAGUGA
Molecule: messenger RNA, 708 nt
Organism: Penicillium maclennaniae
Lineage: Eukaryota; Fungi; Ascomycota; Eurotiomycetes; Eurotiales; Aspergillaceae
Product: carbonic anhydrase
Exons: 2
Coding region: 1-708 (235 amino acids)
Biological process (GO): carbon utilization; cellular response to carbon dioxide; cellular response to oxidative stress
Cellular component (GO): cytoplasm
Molecular function (GO): carbonate dehydratase activity; zinc ion binding
Source: RefSeq, a predicted model, not a curated record